Spirometra erinaceieuropaei is the source of this 1503-nucleotide messenger RNA. Lineage: Eukaryota; Metazoa; Platyhelminthes; Cestoda; Diphyllobothriidea; Diphyllobothriidae. The record is from the annotation of a GenBank genome assembly.
AUGUACAAGGCCGUCAUCCUGCCGACGCUACUUUACGGAGCGGAGACUUGGACGGUGUACACGAGGCAGGCACGCCGACUGAAUCACUUCCACCUCAGCUGUCUUCGUCGCAUCCUGAGGCUGAACUGGCAGGAUCGCAUUCCCGACACUGAUGUCCUAGAACGUACGGGAAUGCUCAGCAAAUACGCCAUACUGAGACAAAUGCACCUGCGCUGGAGCGGCCACCUGGUGCGCAUGGACGACGAGCGACUACCCAAACGACUGUUCUACGGAGACGUUGCGACGGGUUCUCGCCGUCAAGGAGGCCAGAUUCGCCGUUACAAGGAUACCCUGGAGCGCCUGCAAAUCAACCCGACCAACUGGGAAGAGCUCGCACUCGAUCGACUGACCUGGAGGAGGACAGUGAAGACAGGCGCUGCGAUCUACGAAGCCAAUCGCAUAGCCGCCGCCAAUGCGAAACGCGAAGCCCGCAAAUCACAACUUCGCCCAGUACGCAACGCCGCCGCACAACCGCUUCCAACGUGUCCUCGAUGUCAACGGACAUUCCGGGCUCGAAUCGGACUUGUUGGACAUCUUCGGAUUAACUGCGCCUCUCGAACUGCGCCAACCAUCGUCCCCCCGCCUGCCUCUUCCUCCUCUCCGCCGCCAAAUAACUCUGACAAUUCUUCUGACCUACCACUUCCAUCCUCCUCCUCCUCCUCCUCCCCCACUGCCCCAGCGGCGGCCGCUCAGGCGGCCGUCUCGCACAUCAACCCAGACACAACAACUGACACCACCCCCACCUCUCCCGAUUCCAGUGAUGAGGAUCAGGACUACACCUGCCUCACUGCGGUCGCACCUUCACUUCCCGCAUCGGCCUGGUCGGUCACUUGCGAAUCCAUCGCACAGAGACUGGCGAACCAGUGCCUGGCGCACCAACCUACACCAACCGCACGCGCCUCCACUGUCCACACUGCCCUCGCACCUUCAUGCAUCGCAUGGGUCUAUUCGGCCACAUGCGUAUCCACGAGAGCGGAAUUGACCACAAUUCUGAUACGCCAACCACGCCCAUCAUGCUCAGCGCCACCCUCCUACCAUCCGUCUGCAUCACCACCAACGCCUCCUCUGUGGCUGCCACUGACACCGCCGAAUUCACAUGCCCACACUGUCCACGUACAUUCACCUCACGCAUCGGCCUGGUCGGUCAUUUGCGAAUCCAUCGCACAGAGACUGGAGAACCAGUGCCUGGAGCACCAACCUACACCCACCAAGCUCGACUCAACUGCCCACACUGUCUUCGAACUUACAGGCACCGCAUGGGUCUAUUCGUUCACAUGCGCAUCCACGACGAUCUGCGGUAGACAACCGCCGGUUACACUACACAUUCACACACUCCAUACCCUCCUCCACCAUCACCACUACGCAUCAACACUCACCCACGGCAUGCACCAACUGCCACCUUCCACGCAAGUGGGAAGUGUGCAUCUCGACUCGGUCCCCAUGCGGCCUCGGAUACACGGGUGA